CGUGUGCAAAAAGUCUAUGAGGUAUUAAUAAAUCCAUAGAAUGGGCUUUAUGCUGGGCAAGCAAAAUAAAGUAUUUGUAAUAUAUCUAAAGCCCUGCAUGAAGUUGUCAAAUUUGUGCAACUUUUCCAACACUCAGUUGGAGCCAGUGUCAGUGGCAGUUGUCAGGUGGAAAAUACUUAGUUUUCCAUUGGAAACACACCCCGUUGAGAGUCGAGAACCACCACCAUGAGUGCCAGCGAGGGCAUCAGUCUCCCGGGCAACCAGGACACCAGUCCGCCGCUUGAAAAACAUAAACAAAAGCCCAAGCAGGGCAGAAAGAAGUCCAGAAGUGCCAAAAACAGUGUUCCAGUUCCCAGUCCGAUGGACGCGAAAGCCACUGCCAGCUACUUCAGUUUGAGCAUCACGGGCCAAAUAGUCUCGGCCACGUUUCCCCUGGGUCCCGACAAGGAGUUUGUCUUCCUGCGCUACGAGCUGGUCGCUGGUCCCGACUGGCAGCUGUCCUCCGGACCCCGGCACGGGCUCACCCAGAUGGCCACCAACCGGAGGGGCCACUUCAACGAACCGAUCGUCUUCAACAUGCCCAUCGAGGUGACCUACAAGAGCACCAGUCCCUUUGGCUGUGGGGCCCCAGAUCCUGGCGAGCGUGUUCGGACGCAAUGGAGCGGGUCGGGAAGUGCUGCUUGGCUACGCCCACAUCCACCUGCCUGUGUUUGGGGCUCGUCGUCCGGCGGAGCAGACGGAGCUGCUGCAGGCGCCCAUCCUGAUGCCCAAGUGCCCCAACAUGAUGGCGGACAUCACCAGCUGGCUGCUGCGCCGCGAGCCGGAGCUGAAGGACCCCAAGGUCCUGCUGGACAGCCAGAAGUGCAAGGGCCUGUCCAUGGAGUCCUACGGCAGCCUGCAGUUCCAGCUGGCCUCCGUGAUGAGGGGCGCCCGCAAGCUGGGCUACCAGUGGCAUUCCUGAGGAGGAGCAUUCCAACCCAGAUGUGGUGUGUCAGUUAACGUGAACUUGGCGAGGCAGUAAAGCGUUUGUGUUAAUCUAA
Drosophila elegans is the source of this 1040-nucleotide messenger RNA. RefSeq names its product B9 domain-containing protein 1 (gene B9d1). Bases 226 to 999 code for a protein of 257 amino acids. Gene Ontology annotation, cellular component: MKS complex. The transcript is spliced from 2 exons. NCBI's taxonomy places the organism in Eukaryota, Metazoa, Arthropoda, Insecta, Diptera, Drosophilidae. The record is from RefSeq and is a predicted model, not a curated record. Gene Ontology annotation, biological process: cilium assembly.